CCUCCAAGCCCUUUUCCUCAGUCUUUCUCUUUUUUUCUUUUUAUUAUUAAAAUAGUUUGUGCAGUUUGUGUCGACACUUCUGUUUAUUACAAUUUCAGGGACAUUGAUGUGUUGCGACGUCUGGUGGAGAAAUUUUUAAGAAAAAUGUCGAGCCCAAGAUCCCAAGGUUCUCCAGCGCGAUCAUACUCCAGCAGGUCCAGCGGCUCCAAGUCCAGGAGUCCAAGUCCAAGAUCAGCGUCUCCAGCUUCAAACGCCUCGAACGCUUCUGUACGCAGCCACCAGAGCAACCACAGCAAUCACAGCAACCACAGCCGCUCCAGCAGAGCAGCUUCUCCAGGAAGCAGACGGUCCUCACCCAAGAGCCGCCACUCAAACUCCAGGUCCAGGUCUAGAUCAAGAUCCAGGUCUGCUUCUGCAGCGAGUAAUAAUUCAAACAAUCGCAGCUCUCGCAGCAGAUCAGCGACUCCCAGGUCCAGGUCAGGAAGUCCCAGGAAUGACCAAGGAAGUCCUGGAAGCAAGAAGUCCAGGUCCAGGUCUAGGUCUGGAUCUAGGUCCAGGUCUGCUUCUCCAGGGAGUAAUAAAGGAGACAGGUCUAGAUCUGGGAGUCCUGGAAGUGCGAAAGGUGAUAGAUCACGUUCAGGAUCACCAGUAAGUGCCAAAAGUGAUAGAUCAAGAUCCGGAUCUCCAGAAAGUCCUAAAAAUAGAUCCAGAUCUGGAUCUCCAGGAAGUCCUAAAAAUAGAUCUAGAUCAGGAUCUCCAGGAAGUCCUAAAAAUAGAUCUAGAUCAGGAUCUCCAGGAAGUCCUAAAAAUAGAUCUAGAUCAGGAUCUCCAGGAAGUCCUAAAAACAGAUCUAGAUCAGGAUCUCCAGGAAGUGUUAAAAAUCAAAGAUCUAGAUCAGGAUCUCCAGAAAGUGUCAAAAAUAGAUCUAGAUCAGGAUCUCCAGGAAGUGUUAAAAAUAGAUCUAGAUCAGGAUCUCCAGAAAGUCCUAAAAAUAGAUCAAGAUCUAGAUCAGGAUCUCCUGGAAGUCCAAAAGAUCAAAGAUCAAGAUCAGGAUCUCCAAGAAGUCCAAAAGAUCAAAGAUCAAGAUCAGGAUCUCCAGUGAGCAAGCCGAGAGGCUCAAAAUCUCCAGAAGGAGAAGCAAAAUCCGGAUAUGACAGCGAUGAAGAAGUCGCUAAGCGAAAACUCGCCGACCUGGAAGCGACUGAGUCGGACGUGGAGGCAAAGAAAGCAAAGCGCCACCGAGCGUUGAUCGACAGCGACUCCGAAGAAGAGACACCAGCGAAGACUGUCAAGCCAACAGCAGAUGCGCUCUUCGGAGACGCUUCGGACAUCAGCUCUGAUGAGGAGAAAAAGUCUCCCAAGUCGAGGUCCAGGUCGAGGUCCAAGUCUAGGUCCAAGUCUAGAUCCAGGUCCAAGUCUAGGUCAAGAUCUAGGUCCAGGUCCAGGUCCAGGAGUCUCAGCCGUGGGCGCAGCGAGGAGCGCCAGGAAGACCCGGAGGACAAGGAGAAGGAAGACGAGCCUGAACCUCCGCCUGAGACCAGGAUUGAUGUCCUCAUUCCGAAGAUUACCACCGACCUUGGCAAGGAAAUUCACUUUGUCAAGCUUCCUAAUUUCUUGUCUGUUGAGACCAGGCCCUUUGACCAUGAGACCUAUGAGGAUGAGAUUGAUGAAGAGGAGACCCUCGAUGAGGAGGGUAGGGCCAGGUUGAAGCUCAAGGUCGAGAAUACUAUCAGGUGGAGGGAAGAGUUUGGGGAGGAUGGCAAACCUGUCAAGGAAAGCAACGCUAGGUUUGUUAGAUGGUCAGAUGGCAGCAUGAGUCUCCACUUAGGUUCAGAAAUCUUCGACGUGUACAAACAGCCGCUGCAGGGCGACCACAACCACCUGUACAUCCGUCAAGGAACCGGUUUGCAAGGUCAAGCGGUCUUUAGGACAAAGUUGACCUUCAGACCGCACUCUACAGAUUCCUUCACCCACAAGAAGAUGACCAUGUCUUUGGCCGACAGGUCCCAGAAGCUUCAGGGAAUAAAAGUGCUCAGCACAGUGGGCCACAACCCGGACCAAAACAGGUACGAGCUCAUUAAAAAGGAAGAGGAAAAGCUCAGGAUGGCGCUGAAGAACCAGGGGAAGACCAAGAAGACUGGCAGUGGCCGAGGUGCUGGCAGGAGUGCCAGCUAUGCUGCUGAUGCCUAUAAUGAUGAUGGUUCUGAUGAUGAAGGCGCUAUUUCGCUGGCUGCUAUUAAGAGCAAACAUAAAAAAGGCGGUGCAGUUGCUACUAAAGUGUCUGCAUCAAAUAUUUACUCGUCGGACGAAGAAGGAUCUGACUUUGAAACAACCAGACCUCGGAAGAGUGUCAAAGGCAAGGUGUUGAAGGAAUCUGAUGAAGAAUCUAAUGCUAGUUCUAAUAGUGGCUCUGAAAGCGGUGGAGAUAAUGAAAAGGCUGAUGCUGAUAGUGAUUAGAUGAACUUAUUUUGUAUCUUACUUAUUAACAUUAACAAUAAAGUUUUUUUUUUUU
Molecule: messenger RNA, 2512 nt
Organism: Cotesia glomerata
Lineage: Eukaryota; Metazoa; Arthropoda; Insecta; Hymenoptera; Braconidae
Gene: Atu
Product: another transcription unit protein
Exons: 5
Coding region: 145-2457 (770 amino acids)
Biological process (GO): transcription elongation by RNA polymerase II; positive regulation of transcription elongation by RNA polymerase II
Cellular component (GO): nucleus; Cdc73/Paf1 complex
Molecular function (GO): RNA polymerase II C-terminal domain phosphoserine binding
Source: RefSeq, a predicted model, not a curated record